AUGGAAGGAACUGGUUUGUAUGCUGAUAAUAAUCAGAGCCAGAUUCCAACAGUGCCUAUUGCUAUAAGCAUGGGACUGAGGUCACAACCUAACUUAUGUGCUAUGAUCACUGAAGUUAAUAUGGUUGAUGACAAUAUGAAGGAUUGGUGAAGCAAAGAUGAAGCCUUGGAAAAGUUCAAGGAGUAUAAAGUCGAGGUUGAAAAUCAACUCGAUAGAACUAUAAAGAUAGUUCGGAGUGAUAGAGGAGGUGAAUAUGAUGGACCUUUUGAUGCGUUCUGUAAAGAACAUGGCAUUAUUCAUCAAACGACCGCCCCCUACUCACCUGAAUCUAAUGGAGUUGCGGAAAGGAAAAACCGAACUCUUAAAGAGAUGAUGAAUGCGAUGUUGCAGGAAUCUGGGUUAGCCCAGAACAUGUGGGGGGAAGCAUUGCUUACCACAAACUAUAUCCUCAACAAAAUACCGCACAAAGUCACUGGUAAAACACCAUAUGAACUUUGGAAAGGUACUGUACCUUCGUACAAAUACCUGAAAGUGUGGGGGUGUAUGGCAAAAGUAGUUGUGCCACCUCCCAAAAAGGUCACAAUCGGACCAAAGACCGUUGAUUGUAUUUUCAUCGGAUAUGCACGAAAUAGUAGUGCUUAUCGGUUUCUGGUUCAUAAAUCAGAUAUACCGGAUAUCCAUGUAAAUACAAUAAUGGAAUCAAGGAAUGCCUCUUUCUUUGAACACGUGUUUCCGUGUAAGGAUAAACAAAAUCCAAAACGGACUCGUGAAGAAAGAGACACAAUAACUUCUGGAAAUGAAGUGAGUACUUCUGGCAUAUCAAUAGAUGAUGCAGAAGAAGGUGAAGAUGAACCUAGACGCAGGAAAAGAGCUCGUAAGGAAAAAUCUUAUGGUGAAGAUUUCUUAAUGGUCUUUCUUUUAGAGAGUGAACCAAGAAAUUUCACUGAAGCUAUGUCUACACCAGACGCUCCUUUUUGGAAGGAAGCCGCCAAUAGUGAAAUCGAUUCCAUUAUGCAACAUCAUACAUGGUAUAUAACCGAUUUACCAGAAGGGUUUAAAGCCCUAGGGUGUAGAUGGAUUUUCACAACUAAGUUGAAAACCGAUGGUUUUAUUAACAAGUACAAAGCUAGACUUGUGGUGCAAGGUUUCCGACAAAAAGAAGGUCUGGAUUUCUUUGACACCUAUUCUCCGGUAACGAGAAUAACUUCAAUCCGUAUGCUGAUAGGAAUUGCAGCAUUAAGGGAUCUUGAAAUCCAUCAAAUGGAUGUGAAAACUGCUUUUCUACAUGGUGAUUUAGAAGAGGAGAUUUAUAUGAAACAACCCGAAGGGUAUGUUGUCCCGGGACAAGAACACAAAGUCUGUCGACUUGUGAAAUCAUUGUAUGGACUAAAACAAGCUCCAAAACAAUGGUAUGAAAAAUUUGACAAUGCAAUGAUGUCAAAUGGUUUCAGCAUUAAUGAAUGUGAUAAGUGCAUAUACAUCAAAAGUACUCCUCAUGGACAAACGGCUUAG
This is a messenger RNA of Microthlaspi erraticum, 1512 nucleotides long. NCBI's taxonomy places the organism in Eukaryota, Viridiplantae, Streptophyta, Magnoliopsida, Brassicales, Brassicaceae. The record is from the annotation of a GenBank genome assembly.